GUCCCGCUCCGAUCGUUACAGCGGCCGCACGCGCACGCCGCGCCAUGACUCGAUUACUGUUCGCUCUUCUAGCGCUCGCCGCUAUCGCAGCCGUUACCGCCGAAACGCCGCGACCUCGACUUAUAGAUUUUAACCCCUGGUCCUGGCUUCCCAACAAUCGAAAUAAAUCCCCAUCCAUUAUGGACUAUUUUUUUCCACCGUCAAGAACCCCUAAACAAUCUUUGUUAGACCCACCUGCUGACAGACAACCACCCACCGUACAAACUACUAUGGAUGACUCCCCAACGAUGACGACCCUUCAAGAACGUCCUACGACGCUAAGUAGAAAAUCCCAUAAUAAAGUAAAAACUACCGCGUCCGCUAUCCGUCCAACUGCAUCCACGCCCCCGAAAACAAAAAAAACGACACAUAAAAACGUCGCUACCGAAACUACUAUCGCUUCAAAAACGACGCAAACAUCGAAAAUUGAAACCUCCCCACCGACCACUAGCAUCGUUACCGCUACGGUGAAACCGCCCAAACGCUACACCAUCCGCCCGAUACGGACGACGGAAACUCCGGUAGUUCAGGAAACCGAGUCCACGGUCAACACAAACAGCGACAGUACGGAAACUGUUGUAGGUAUUGAUACAUCGGGAACAACGAUCGAAGUAACGAAAGAUACAGCUCCAACUUUGAGUACAGCCGCUGAUACGCGGUCUACAGAAGGUACAGCCAGCACGGGCAUGGAGUCGACGACGUUGUUCGAGAGCACUGUAACGGAAUCAGCGGACAGUCGUGAGGGCUACUUACCAUUGCGGGACAAGCCGCAGCAAACUCACGUCAAGAUCAACGAGCAAACGAAUAAAGAGACGGUUCCUUUGCCGGCGGGUUCUACUUCGGUGCUAGCGAAGCCGACAAAGUACCACUACUACCCUCACAAUCAACACAUCUAUUUACUACCGGAAUGCGCUAUUCAACAGGUGUGCAACGCAGUAUACGUGCGUUUGAAUUACACCCAGCCACUUUGCGCUUGCCCCGCCAGGUACAGGGACCCGUGCUCAGCGAGUUUGAACGCAGACGACCUGCAUACCACGCGACUCACUACAGAUUCCAAAAAGAAGUACGCUAAAAAAGCAGUCACAUUGGUGAAGACUUGCGAAGCCGUGUCUGAGAUGCGAGAAUGCCGAGCUCCGAGGGACUGGUCACUUUUAGCACUUCAGAACAUCCGGACUGGCAAGUCACACUAUCUGGUAAUUUGCCGAUGUCCCGAAACUCAUAUACUUGAAGGGCCGAUGUCUCACGAUCAGCCGACGUAUGCGUCUGUACCAGGAAUUAGAGUUUACGGCAUGAUGUGCGUCCGCCAGACAACUUCUUAUCACACCGGUUUUAAUUCGAACAGAUACACAUCGGGCGUCCAGAGCACCACAAGCACGUACAAAGUAGACUACUCUCAACCUCACUCAUACGUCGAUAAGCCCGUCUACAACCGAUACCAGACACAUAGCUACUCGGACUCAAACUACUACAAUAGAAGGUCUAGAGCCUCGCGCGUGAGGCGAAUGACAUCAGAAUACCCCCCGUUCCCAUGGUAUAAAGUAAAAGAAUUGGCGCGAGCAUUACAUUGGAUCAAUUAAGAAGAAAUUAAUCGUAUUGUUACGGAAAAGUAGGUUGGUUUCAAGAUGGCCGUACAAUUACCGCCUCGUUGAAUUCAACGAAGACUUUAAACGAUACAUUUAAUUUCAAAACGCUUCUAGCUUUCUUAUACCAGUUAUGUGAUUAAGUCUGAUUCAUUUAAAUUACAUCGUAUGAAAAAUAAUCAGCUGCUGAAUACUCGAUACGCAUUUAAUAGACAUUAAUAACAUUUUGUACCUUUUCCAGUACUACAUUAUAUAACUUAGGCUCUAAUAAA
Molecule: messenger RNA, 1891 nt
Organism: Vanessa atalanta (red admiral)
Lineage: Eukaryota; Metazoa; Arthropoda; Insecta; Lepidoptera; Nymphalidae
Gene: dsx-c73A
Product: mucin-3A
Exons: 6
Coding region: 45-1616 (523 amino acids)
Source: RefSeq, a predicted model, not a curated record